This is a messenger RNA of Pelodiscus sinensis (Chinese soft-shelled turtle), 1310 nucleotides long. NCBI's taxonomy places the organism in Eukaryota, Metazoa, Chordata, Testudines, Trionychidae. The record is from RefSeq and is a predicted model, not a curated record.
AUGUCGCUGGGCCUGCCAUCGGACCAUGAGCUAUCGCGCCGCUGGACUAGCUGGAAGCAGAACAGCUCAGCUGUGUGUCAUAGGCCUUGUAGUGGCAAAAGGGGAUUCUCCGUCUGCUCCAUGGGGCAAGAAGGAUUGAGGUUCUACCCUCGCCAUUUGCAUGAGAUGGUGAAUUUUUCCAACACAGCUCUACACAUUUCAACCUAUCCUGUGAACUUUCUGAGAUUUAGGAUUUUUUCCCCCCGUAGAUUCCGAUCUUCCACUGUAAAAGAGUGCAUCCAUGCGAUACUGAAAGAGAAUCUAGCCAAUGUUCAGUACAACCCAGAGGAAACGCCGCAGCUCACACGGUCCUUAUCAGACGCAAUUAAAGAUAGACUGAAAGAAGAGGGAUUUCACCGAUAUAAAAUGGUGGUCCAGGUUGUGAUUGGAGAACAGAGAGGUGAAGGAGUGAACAUGGCUGCCCGAUGUUUCUGGGAUGCUGACACGGACAACUAUGCACAGGAUGUUUUUAUGAAUGACAGUCUGUUCUGUGUGGUAGCUGCAUUUGGCUGUUUCUACUACUGAUCCCAGAGUAGACUGCAAAAAAGAACCAGAGGAAUUUUAGAGAAGAUUUUUAGUUUGGUUGGUUUUCUUUUGUAAUUAAUCCUAAGGAGCCAUGUAGUCCUGGUUUCUCGGUGUAGCAAACUUACAGCUGUACAAAGCAUGCUCUCUGUACCUCUCUGCUACACUAACGUAUCCAGAGCUUCCUCCUCUUCCCUGCUUGUAUAAAUAUAGCUCUGUGCCAUGUUGUUGUUCGGUUGUCCUUUUAAUCAUCCUUUUUGCUUUGUGCAAAAUGAAUGUAUUAAUUCCAAGGAGCCAGAUAUCGUGCCUCAGAAGGACUAGACUGCUUUUAUUAGUGGUGACUUGUUUCCAUAAUGUAAAAAAUAUUUAUGAGCAAUGUAAUAUAAUCAAUACAGAUGUAUCUAUUUUACAUUUUCCCAUCUCUGUUCCUCCCUAUGGAUGUGCUUUUGUCUUUUCGAGUGUUAGUAUCUGCUCUCUCCACUCCAUCAAAUAUGCCAGCCUUGACUGUUGAUAUAGCUUCUUCUCCCACAAAAUGUCUCCAUGUUUCCUGCUGUGGGUAGAAUGCCCUUCCUGUGCAAGGCCAGAAAACUAGUAUUCUGUCCUGUUGUAAAUUCCUCCUCCAGAUCACCUAUGUCUGUGAUGCCUACAAGAUACUGCUGUUCAACCUACCUAACACUAAUAUCAGUCUGCGAGAGCUCAUAUUUUGAAAAAAAAACACACAAUUAAAAUGAUCCGGAAGUCAGACUCCC